CAUCAUAAACAAACAUGGCGGCGGACUGAAAGCAGCGGCGGACGCUCUGUGACGCUGUUUUAAUUAAGAGGACGGGUUUUUAAUGUUAGAACUGGUUCGGUUGGUUUCAUAGCGGAUCAGGAUGGAGCCUGGCCCGUUUCCAGAGGAGGUUCCGGACAGGAAAGUGCGAGUGGUCGGUUCGGAGCUGGUGGAGAGCUACACGGUUUACAUCAUCGAUGUUACAGACGGUCUGCAUAAGUGGACUGUGAAGCACCGCUACAGCGACUUCUAUGACCUCCAUGAGAAGCUGACAGCAGAGAAGAAGGUGGACCGGCGUCUGCUUCCUCCUAAGAAGAUUUUAGGAAAGAACUCAAAGAGUUUGGUGGAGCGGAGGCAGAAGGAGCUGGAGCUCUACUUACAAACGCUGCUUCAGCAGUUUCCAGAGGCCACGCCCACUCCUCUCGCCUGCUUCCUGCACUUCCACCUCUAUGAGAUUAACGGCAUCACAGCGGCUCUGGCUGAGGAGCUUUUCCAUAAAGGAGAGCAGCUUCUGCAGGCAGGAGAGGUGUUUACCCUUCGCCCUCUGCAGCUUUACUCCGUCACUCAGCAGCUCCGACUGGCCAAGCCCACCUGCUUCACCGGAGACGCCAAAACGGACCUGGGUCACAUCCUGGACUUCACCUGCAGGCUGCGCUACCUCAAGAUUUCAGGGACCAGAGGUCCGGUUGGAACCAGUAACAUCCAGGAGAAUAGCCUCUCCUUCGACCUGUCUGUUUUCAAAUCACUGCUGCAGAUUGAGAUCAGCGACUGCAUCGCGCAGCGGGUUCAAGGUCUGCCGUCUCUGAGAUCCACCCUGGCUACUCUCAGCAUCCACCGCUCCACAGAGUCCAUGAUGUCCGUCCUCGUCCCGGAGGCCAGCGAGUUCCCGCAGUGGGAGCCUGAGGGGGUGGAGUCUGGGUGUCCGGUCACCGCCGUGGUUCCUGUGUGGAGACAGCUGACCACCCUGGACAUGAGCCACAACUGCAUCAGCACCAUCGACGACUCUACUCGAUCUGUUGGAUCCUGAACACUUUUCAUUCUGACCUGCUUGUUUUGGGGUUUGCUUGUGUGUCUGCAGCACCUCUACAACCUGGUCCACGUGGACCUGUCCUAUAACAGCCUCCGGAGCCUGGAAGCUGCUCACACUCGUCUGGGGAACAUCAAAACCCUGAGCCUGGCUGGGAACCAGUUGGAGAAACUGACGGGCCUCUCAAAGCUCUACUCUCUGGUCAACCUGGACCUCAGCCACAACCAGCUGGCCCAGUUGGAGGAAAUCAGGAACAUCGGCGCUCUGCCGUGCCUGGAGAAACUCAACCUUUCCAGUAACCCCAUUUGCAUCAUCCCAGACUACAGAACCAAAGUCCUGGCCCAGUUUGGAGACCGGGCAGCAGAGGUUUGCUUGGACUGUAAAGUGACGACGGAGAAGGAGCUGGACACAGUAGAAGUGCUGAAAGCCAUUCAGAAAGCCAAAGAGGCCAAAGACCGCAUGAGCCACAACGACAAGAAGAUCAGUGAAGACACCAAGCCGUCUGCUGCUCCUUCCUCCUCUUCAUCCUCUUCGUCCUGUCCGGCCCAGCAGUCUGCCUGCCCCAGCCAAGAAAUGACGAACAGAGAAGACGCCCCCCAACCCCCCGCCGCUCCCCCCCCUGUGGACGCUGCACUCCCCCCUGAGAGCUCAAACACAAACACACACCUCCUGUCUGCUCAACCUGCUCAGGUAAAACUUUCUGCAUUCAUUCCGUCUCAACAACCGCUCUGUGGAGCCGCAACAACCAACACAACGUCUUCAUCUGCAGCCAUCUGCUGUAUCUGCUCCGCUUCCUUCUCCAGUCACCAGGACGUAAGCUGUUCCUCCUGCAGCGCCACCUGGUGUCCUCUCCUUCCAUCUCCUCUCUCCUCGCUGUCCUCUAACUUGGACUUCAUUCAUCGGCUGUCGCAGUGGCUCAGUUUGGCCUCCAGGGAGCAGAAGACAAGGAGAGGAGAAGGAGGAGUGGAGGAAGAGGAGCAGAGGUCUGAUCCCAGAGACCAUCAGUCUCAUGUGGAGGGUACCGAUGUCGGCAGUCGCAGUCCGAGCUCCAGGGACGGCUACUUUGAGAUGGGUCUGGAUGAUUCUGGAGAGGAGCUACUGUGCUCCUCUCCCCCUGCUCCGGUUGCAGAGGGGGAGGAGCCUGGCGGCCGACUUGAGGAGCCCUGUGAGGAGAGGGCGGAGCUUCAGAUCCAAAGAGUUCUAUGGUGCUGUUGUGUUCUGGUCAGUGGAGAGGUGGAGCAGAGGGAGGCGUGUCUGGUGCUGACAGACCGGCUGUUCGGGCUGCUCCGCUGGUCACAUGACUCCCUGUCGGCCAAUCAGGAGAGAGACCAGCAGCAGAACCCACCUGUGGACCAGGUCCUGGCGGGCCUUCAGGUGGACCUCCUGACGCCGUACUCCCAGGUCCAGCUGACCUCCCAGGCUGAGCUCCCUGACUCCUGUCUCUCCUUUGGAAUGAAAGCGGGUCAGAGCCGCUGGUUCAUCUUCUCUGAGGCCGAAGAGGUCCGGCGGACCAGAACCGAGCUUUGUGCGCUGCUCCAGGACGCUCAGAACCUCCCGGAGCCCCUCGACGCUCCUCAGCUCCUUCCUCCUUCUCUUAUCAGCUCUUGGGAGGUGGAGGAGAGUCGGGGAGCUCGGGGAGGAUAUCCCGCCCACAUCCUUUGCUCCUCUUCCUCCUCUUCCUCAGACGCUCUCCACCUCUUGUCAGAUGAUCCCAGCCUCCUCUCGCUCCUCUUCGUCACACACAGACACCUCUGGGUGCUCAGGAUGGAUUUCAGAGAAGUGUCUAAAAUAGAGAGUCCUAAACCCCACCAGUCCUCUUCCUCCUCCUGGUGCGGGCUUGUGCGUGUGUCCCUCGGCUCGGUGCUUCUUCACCCCAAAGAGAGAGAUGCUCAGCUGGGAGAUGGAACCAGCCGCGUCUCCUGUCCUGACCCACGGCACGACCAAAGGAGUCGGCAUUCAGUGGAUCUGCUGGUUGCUGGUCAGGAGCUGCUGCUGCUCUUCCCUCUGGCCCAAGACAGGAGCUCCUUCCUGGGGGAGCUGAGCCAAAGAAGGGCUUCUCUGGAGGGGCUGAAGAUGGUGGCCCUGCCCCGGCCGUGUGGGCCCUGUCCGGCCGGCGGUGGACCAGGCUGCUGCAGAUCCAAGGAUUCCUGCUGCUGCCUCAGCAACAGGAAGCUUCACAGCUCCAGCAGUUGGGACCCGUUCAAACUCCAAACUGAGGACAACCAGCCGUCUCCCCACCUGGUUCCAGGUCUCUCACCUGGACUGAAGCUCCUGGCCGGACUCACAGGACAGCAGCUGCCCACCUACUUCAGCAGAUAUAUAGCUCUGUCCAGGGGGGAGGACCUGAGACACGUCCUGUGGCUCUCUGUGGUUCUCUAUAAGGCUCCAGAAACCGAGCUGACCUGCUGUCUGCUACUCUCUACGGACGCCAUCUACUUCCUGCUGGAGGACUCUGCCACCGCUCUGGGGAACCACUCAGCGAUGGACUCAUCCAUCUCUGGAGACCCGGAGACAAAUCUCUGCUGCUGCCUGAGCAUCAGACUCUCUGAGCUGCAGGCUGUCAACGUUGGACUGUUUGACCAGUACUUCAGAGUUGUAGGACGCUCGGCCGACCAGAUCGUCUGCUGCCUCAGCAGGGACAGCUACGGGACGAGCGUCUUCCUGCAGGAGCUGAUGUCUGCUCUCAGCCUGCAGCAGCAGCUCCCUCCACCGGAGCCUUCGGAUCAGGACUUCUACUCCCAGUUCACCGACACAAACGCGGGUAAGAUGCAGAACUACGAGCUGAUCCACAGCAGCAAGGUGAAGUUCAUUUAUCCCAGCGAGGAGGAGAUGGGAGACCUGACCUUCAUCGUGGCUGAGAGGAAGACUUCAGCCAGCACGGCCUCUUCAUCCUCCAGCUCCUGCAGCAUCCUGCUCUACCUGCUGGUCUUUCAGGUGAUAAAGCCUUUUUUUUUUUUACUGGAAUUUCAACAGUUUGGAUUCUCAGAUGCUCUGCAGCUGGCAGCUGAACACGAACACUACAGGAUGAUUUAUACUCAGAAACCAGUCCAAGCGUCAUGUUUGCUCUCUGCCUCCAUCUUCUCCCGCUGCAGGGAGCGCUACCAGCUCUGUGAGGCGCGGCGGAUCCGGGAUCUGGACCGGGUCUUACUGGGAUACCAGACCUACCCUCAGGCUCUGACCCUGGUCUUCGAUGACCUGCCGGGCCCCGACCUGCUCUGCCACCUCACCAUGGACCACUUUGCUGCCACAGGAGAAGAGGCUCCGCCCACAGGGGGCGCGGCCAGCCGUGGGGCCGAGGGGGAGGUGCAGUGGUGCGUCUUCGUACCCGGAGCCGACAGCAGAGAGAGGCUGAUCUCGCUCCUCGCCCGUCAGUGGGAGGCGCUGUGCAGCCGGGAGCUUCCUGUGGAGCUCACCGGCUGAUUGGCUGAUGAGGGAGCAGGACGCACUGAUUUGAUUCAAGGCAUUUUAAGGCCUUCGCACAAAUAUCUGCAGCUGGAAAGCAUGGCGGAUUCAGAACGGAAAGUUUUUAAAAAAGAAAAAUAAACUGGUGUUGCGCUACAGGGGGCGCUGCAGCAUGUCCACAGGGAGAUUAACCUUACAUAACCUUUAAAGAACUGAGCUCUGCACAAA
Cyprinodon variegatus (sheepshead minnow) is the source of this 4675-nucleotide messenger RNA. It is a transcript of the gene nisch, whose product is annotated as nischarin. Gene Ontology annotation, cellular component: cytoplasm. The transcript has 27 exons. NCBI's taxonomy places the organism in Eukaryota, Metazoa, Chordata, Actinopteri, Cyprinodontiformes, Cyprinodontidae. The record is from RefSeq and is a predicted model, not a curated record. Gene Ontology annotation, molecular function: integrin binding; phosphatidylinositol binding; protein kinase binding.